AUGGCUGCAGGUUCCCGUGACCAUUUGCAGCCCAACCAGGUCAAUCAGCAUCAUGACUAUGACCAACAUUUCCAACAAUUCCGACAUUUUCCUCACUCGCGUUCUUUGUCGUUGCGCACUCGCUUCGAUGGCCCCACCGAUGAAACAGCCAAUCUAACCACCAAACGCUCCUUAUUGCACCGCGCCCGGCGAUCCGUCUUAAGCUUCAGCUCACCCAGCCCCCAAGCUUCUGAAUCUCCCCAUGCCUCGAAGAGGCCCAGACAGGACGAAUUACACCAAGAUCGCCCUGAUGUGAAAAGAACAAUGCCAUCAAGUCUGGCUUAUUCUGGAGCGACCAGAACCCUAAAUGAAAAUGGUCGUUCUCUCAACGGCACUUUAAACGGUACUCAUCGGGGGAUCGAGGACAAGCCCUCGAUGGACGAGGGCCGCCCAAAGAACGAGGAUGUGUUCCUAAAUAUUGCGAGAGCUGACUCCGGCCGUCGCGAUUCAGUAGGUCGCUCGGAUUUUAGACGGUCACGGCUUGGUUAUUCUAGCCAAAGUCUACGGUCGCCAACGACAGAACAAACCCCCUCACCCGAUCAGCGGUAUAGCAAUAUCGAUAACCCCUUGCAUUUCCAACCCGAUUCCCCCACUGCCCCCUACAGCUCCAUCCACACUCCGGCGUCAUCCGCCCACCCUCUAGAUGAUCCAGGUCGCUUCCGCUACAGUAGCCUGGGAUCCGGUGCGCGAUCUGCUGUCGGCGUUCCACGAAGCCGCUUCAGCCGCACAAGCCCAGAAACUUCACCGCGCACACCUUCUGCUGCCGAGGAGCAGGAGCAUCGGUCCUCUCUAAACGAUCCGCGCAUCAAUCGCCAUUCGGGACUCUCUACAAUCCGAAGCAGUCGGCAACCUUCUGCCUCUGAAGUGACCGGGCGCCCGCGAGCCGAUACAGAACGAUCGCGCGCUGAUGGAACCGAGUCGACAUUGUCCACCACGGCCCCAUCCACCGUUUGGGACGAACUGGAUGAUCUCAAAGAUCGGAUCAAGAAGCUGGAACUGACAGGGAAGCUACCUCCAUCAUCUUCGGCGGCGAUGUACACCCCUACCAAUGAGAGACCGCGAACUGCAAACACAGCCGUUACCACCUUAUCCUCCUCACCGAAGCAACGCCGCAAAGCCAGCGUCUCAACUGCAGAUACCGAACAUAGCCCGGUGCACCCAAUUCUGCAAUCCGCAUUGGCCAAGGCAAAAGUUGUCUUGAGCGGUGACGUGUAUACCUCCCUCGAAGCGACGAUAACCGAUGCUUUGAACCUUUCCACCGCGUUGGGCGUCAAUGCCGCUCCAUCGGGCACAGUCUCUGUUGUGAAUGGAGGGUACAGCUCACCUGAACGACAUGCCCGCCGCAAAGCGGACAGUGUGUGCCGUAGCCUGACCGAGCUUUGCCUAGCCUUGACGGAUGAGCAGCUAAAGAUUGUCCGACCGUCGUCAAGCCGUGAGACAGGCGUGCAGCCCCAAUUAUCCAAUGGCACAGGGGUCGAUGCUCGUAUGUCCAUACCAACGUAUCAGCGAAAUGGGAACCAGGAGCCCGAAGGAGUUGAGCGGCGCCAUAGCACGACUCGCAUCUCCAGUCACCUUGACACACGUCGAGCAUCCCUGGUCAAUGCCAGCCCUGGAAACACGACGGACAUGAAGCAGAGUCCAAGCCAAUCUCCCGGCAUGUCUAACCCAGCCACUCGUCUCAAUCGCAUGUCAAGUUCCCUCCGCAGCCGCAGGCUGACCAUUGGCGAGGAGAUCGGGGAGACUGAAAGUCCGCAUAGUCGUUCGGUCUCCAGGGCCAAUACAGAAAUUGGCACACCGCUUCCUGCGCAAGCCAUACCCCCUCCUCGGCAACGAUUCUCCCAAGGUCACACUGUGGCCCGCUCUAUUUCCGGUGUGCAGCAGGACCAGAGCGGCUUCGGAUACUCCCCCCGCUCCCCGCAAUACCAAUCAUCACAGGUCCCCCAGCCGCAGGUGCAGCCAUCACAACCUCGGACACCGACUCUCUCAUCGAGUCUCUCAUUCCGCCGAAGCUACAUGAACCCUGCUACGUACACUCCUGCGACAUCCCGCUCCAACAUCCAGGCUGGGUCUCGCCGUUACGGCCUAACGCCUAGCUUCUCUUCCAAUAAUGUACAGGGAUCUCCUGUCGAAGAAAGUCUACGCUCGCCCCAAAUGGAGCCCUCCCAGACCAGAAUUUCGACCCCAUCGAGCAAAGUGGCAACAAGCUACACCCCAAUCCAAACACCACGACUGCGAACGAACAGCUUGGGCGCACGGAGAUUCGGUCUUCGAAACCGUGCCCCGGCUACCCCCAACAAUGUAAACCUCGACGACAGCAUCGAUUAA
This is a messenger RNA of Penicillium samsonianum, 2364 nucleotides long. Its product is annotated as putative LPXTG-motif cell wall anchor domain protein. The record is from RefSeq and is a predicted model, not a curated record. NCBI's taxonomy places the organism in Eukaryota, Fungi, Ascomycota, Eurotiomycetes, Eurotiales, Aspergillaceae. Bases 1 to 2364 code for a protein of 787 amino acids. The transcript is spliced from 2 exons.